AUGUUUUGGGACGGCCGCAUAUCUGCUCCGCUUCGAACUUACGCCGUCCGAUGAAUCGAGGAAAUCGUUCUUGAGGAGGAAGAAGAAAAGCAGCAAGAGAAGAAUUUAUGGUUUGGGAUUUGUAAUCCGAGCAUCAAAUGGGUUUCCUCCCGUGCGCGGGGAAUUCUUCGCUGUUAUGGUGCGCCUCUGAUUUUGUGCUUAGACGAACCGACAUUGUGUUGAGAUGUAAUAUAUGCCCGCAUUUUCUACUGAUAUGGUGAUUUCAGAGCCGAGGAGAUUUGUAUGUGUGCACCUACUUAUCCAGAAAGAAGCUGGAUAUAUUGGGGUAUCGCGCUAUGAUCCGUUGGAUGAAUUUGGAUAUCGCAGUAAAACCAUGCUGCCAUGUCCCAAUCGCCUGAUAUUUUCCAGCUGCGAGACAAAAUAUGGGUGCUAAAAAGAUGAAAGGGCCCGUUGAUGGUCAGGUCAGCAGCACCCCAGUUGGUGCUGUUGCUGUUACAGAUGGGAGUGUGGGUACCACCCAGAAUCUUCGAACUUCUCUUGGGAGGACUAGUGGUCCUACUAGGAGAUCCACAAAGGGUGGUUGGACUCCUGAAGAGGAUGAAAUAUUGAGGAAAGCUGUUCAGUGCUUUAAAGGGAAAAACUGGAAAAGAAUAGCUGAGUUCUUUAAGGACCGGACAGAUGUCCAAUGCUUGCAUAGGUGGCAGAAAGUUUUGAAUCCUGAACUUGUGAAAGGGCCAUGGUCAAAAGAGGAGGAUGACAUGAUAGUCGAGCUUGUUAAUAAGUAUGGGGCAAAAAAGUGGUCAACUAUAGCACAAGCAUUACCUGGGCGCAUUGGUAAACAAUGUCGUGAGAGAUGGCAUAAUCACCUGAAUCCAGCUAUAAACAGGGACCCAUGGACAGAGGAAGAAGAGCUUGCACUUAUUCGAGCCCAUCAAAUUUACGGGAACAAGUGGGCGGAGCUAGCUAAAUUUUUACCUGGGAGGACGGACAAUGCAAUAAAGAAUCACUGGAAUAGCUCUUUGAAAAAGAAACUUGAUUCUUAUUUGGCUUCAGGUCUUCUUAAUCAGUUCCAGGGUCUUCCUGUUGUGGAACCAUCAGACAAGUGCAUUUCAUCAACUUCUGUUAUCAACCAGCAGAACUCAGGGUUUGAGAGUGCCAAUGAUGACAUUGCUGUCAAUGAGAUGUCAGAGUGCAGUCAGGCUUCUACAUCUGCUGAAGGCCAUCAUUCCGAUAUCCACGGGCUAAAGAAUGCAGCUGCAGUCCAAGUUGCAAAGGAGUCAUUAAACAGUAUUAACGCAGGAAAGGCCAGAAGCCUAAAGGUUGUUCAGGAUAAAGUUCCAUAUAAAUCUGCUGAAGUGCCUCAAACAUUUUCACAGGGAACAACUGCGUGUAUUUCAUCUGAUAGGUCUUCUGGUGAACUGGCUGUGACUGCUACUAUCACGGACAGAAAUAUAGUGCAACCCUCUGGUGAUUUUGCCAGUAGGAAUUACAACAUGAACCUUGAAGAGUUUCCUGCAACUUCGUUUUUGGAUGUUAUUCAAGCCUCACCUGAUCCUUUUAAGGUCCCACACACUUGGGUACCAUGUGGAAAUGAUGCCUAUGCAAAUGACUUGGCAUGUUCUAAUGGUUUUAAUACUGGUACAUCAUUUUGUGGAAUGCUUGUUGGCUCUGAGAGACAGGAGAAUAAAGUUUCUAAUUUAGCAGAUGAUCAUUUUAAAGGUGACUUCUCAGAGGUUGAGGAUUUCUUUUCAAACUCUCAUGUCGAAGAAAAUGAAAAUGCAAAUUUACUUGGUUUCAUGGCUUCAUUUGUAGACCAAUCUGUCUUCAGGACUUCUGAUGCAGAGAAUAUUUUGACUUCAUGUUUACAAAACUACCAGUCAUCUAGCUGUGAUGAAAUUGUAAGUUCUUGCCGUCAAAAUUUAGCAAUGUCAGCUGGUUUUCCAUCAAUUGUUUAUGAUUCAGGUGGCACUAAUGUCACAUGCAAUAAUUAUUUAAAUGCUGACAUUGGAGAGACAUCCAACAAGUUUCAAGAUGCUCUUGCAUUGGUAUAUGAUGGUCCUGCAUCUGAUAGUGUCCCCAGGAAUCAAACUCAUGCUAGUAAUCACUCCAAUAGUUGUCCAUCCAUGGAGAAUGAUGAAAACUUAUCUAUUCCAGAGCCAACCCAGGUGGAGCAGCCAGGUUCCAGUUCAGAUUUUAAUGCAACCUCUACUCCACAAGUUAAAAUUGAAGAUACAGGUUCUCUGUUUUAUGAGCCACCUCGCUUGGAAAUUCCAUUUGUGAACUGUGAUUUGAUCCCAUCUGGAUGUGACAUGCAACAAGCUUACAGCCCACUUGGGAUACGACAGAUGAUGAUUUCUGUUAACUGUUCACCAUAUAAAUUAUGGGAUUCACCAUCUCGUGACAAGAGUCCCGACAUCUUUCUGAAGCAUGCUGCUAAGAGCUUUAUAUGCCCACCUUCCAUCUUGAAAAAAAGGCAACGAGAAUCAUCAACACCAUUGACAGAGCAUAAGAAUGAACCACUAGGAUCAGAAGCAAUUAAUGAUUCAUCUUGUGCCUCGCCAUUGCAUAGAUAUGAAAAAUGCUGCAUAGAUUCACUUUCAGAUGAAAAGGAGAACAUUAUGUCUUCUCUUUCUUCAAUUGAAGGAUCGUUCUUGUCACCUCCUUAUCAACGUAAAAAGAAAGCUGUAAUCACAGAACUUAAAGAGUCUAACAUCAUCAAAGUCCCUUCUGAGAGAGAAGAGAAUGUGGGUUCUCUUAGAGGCAGGUCACCUGAUGAACUUCUGUGUGGAUUGCAGCAUGAACUACAGUCUGAGUCCAGUGCUGCACUUCAUGAGGCAGAUGCCAGCGAGAAAAAUGAUUCACCUUCUGGAGUUCUUCUAGAACAUAACCUGAAUGACUUGCAGUUGUUAUCUCCCACUGGGGGUGGAUAUCUUCUUACGAAGUCUUUCUAUUCUGCUUCUAAAACACCAAAAGCACAGUUUUGUGGGAGGAGAGAAAAGCUGGCAGAUGGUUCUGAUGGACAAUUUGAGUGUCCACAUGGAACUUCAGGAUCUAAGUACCUUCUGUCACCAAGCACUGGUGAAAGGAAGGUGGGCCAGCUUUCAGUACAACGUUCAGCUUCACGGUACUGCAUUACCUCAUCGAACUCAAAACAAACUGAGAAGAGCAGCACAUAUAACAAUGCUGACAUUGCAAGCUUGAGCAUUUUUGAUAGCACUCCUGGUUGUAAGAAAGGGCUUGAUUCUCCUUCGGCUUGGAAGUCUCCUUGGUUUAUAAGUUCAACAUUCUUAGGCCAAAGGCUUGAAACAGACAUAACGCUGGAGGAGAUGGAGUACUUCUUGAGUCCAGGAGACAGAACAUAUGAUGCACUUGGACUAAUGCAACAGAUGAGUGAGCAGACUGCAGCUGCAUUAGAGGAAGCUGAGGAGGUUCUGGCGGGUGAACAACCAGAAACAGCUUCUCUAGUGAACCUGAAACGUUCCGAUGGUCAUAAUUGUUCCAAGGAGAACAUUCCAUUUUCUGACAAUGAACUGGAAAACCUUAUUCCUUUGCCAUCUAGUGCCACGCCUUUCCUAUCAGAACGGCGAGUUCUGGACUUCAGUGGCUGCGGAUCACCUGGUCAUGGUGCAAAUGUUGUUAGAGAGGCUGGAGCACAACAUGGCAGUUCUCUCUUGAAGUUCUCUAGUCCAACCUCCUACCUGAUGAAAGGAUGCAGAUAGCAUCACAUUAUCUUCUUAGUUGUUCCCAUUUUAUGUCCUCUCCGCAAUCGGCGUGCCCAGAUCCUUCCCUCUCUGCAAUCACAAUUAUCUGGAUAUACCCCUUUAAGUAUAUAGGACUGUGUAGGAUCAUCCUAUAAAAUGUUGCAGCCUAUACGGCUCCAUCUAGUAAAACUAAGGAUGCCCAUGUGCACAAGUUAAUGUAUAAUAAGACCUUGAUGUAUUAUUAAUUCCUUAUAGAGCCAUCUAUAUUAUUUUUUCC
This is a messenger RNA of Nymphaea colorata (pocket water lily), 3978 nucleotides long. Its product is annotated as transcription factor MYB3R-4. Bases 423 to 3719 code for a protein of 1098 amino acids. Lineage: Eukaryota; Viridiplantae; Streptophyta; Magnoliopsida; Nymphaeales; Nymphaeaceae. The transcript has 14 exons. Gene Ontology annotation, biological process: regulation of DNA-templated transcription. Gene Ontology annotation, molecular function: RNA polymerase II cis-regulatory region sequence-specific DNA binding; DNA-binding transcription factor activity, RNA polymerase II-specific. The record is from RefSeq and is a predicted model, not a curated record. Gene Ontology annotation, cellular component: nucleus.